AUGGCGCUGCCUCCGCAACAGUUUUGUGUGCGGUGGAACUCGUACCAUACCAACUUGCAGUCCGUUUUCCCUCGGCUGCUGCUGACUGAACAAUUCGCUGACGUCACGCUCGCGUGUGAGUCCCGCCAGUUGAGAUGCCACAAGCUAGUUCUGUCCGCCUGCUCCGCUUACCUGGAGAGACUGCUUUUGCAGAACCCCUGCAAGCACCCCAUCGUUCUUAUGAGAGAUAUGAGGUUUAGUGAAAUGCAAGCUUUGGUAGACUUCAUGUAUAAGGGCGAAGUGAAUGUCACUCAAGAGGAGUUGCCAAGUUUGCUGAAGUCAGCUGAAGCUCUGCAGAUCAGAGGUCUGUGUUCAAGUGAGCCGGGCUCACUGUCCGAACUGAAAACCGACAAUAAAGACUAUUCAGUCGCGAGUGAAGCGUUGCUUGCGCACGCGCAGCGAGAGAAUACUAAUGGCCAACAGCAAACCCAACAGCAGCAGAAGACGAUUACAACCAAUGGACCGAAGAAGCGAAAGUCAGAAGAGAGGGAACGGAAUUCAGAUGUGAAAGAAGAGACGGUGGAAGAAGAUGGCCUCUAUUAUGGCGAACUAGAUCAGGAUAAUAUGGAAUAUAAUGAGGAAGAAGAGACCGGAAAACCUGGAAGUAGCCUGGGACAGACCUCUGGACGCAAACCCUAUCUACGCGUCAAACCAGAAAGUGAACUUUUUUUCCAAACGAAGUUACAGAAUCUAGCUAACUCGCAAUAUAUCAACAGAUUAUCAAAAAUGAGUCCAUCUGAAAUACAAAACGAGUUCUCGAAAUAUGGUAUUACAAAUAUGAACGAGGACUUCAUACAAAAAUCCAUAGAAAAUGACUACUACAAAUCAUGGUUAGAACAAAAUGGUGAAUUAGAAGUUUCACUGCUUAAAGCGAAUCAAACGAAAAAGAAAAAUGAAGCUAAAAACCAAAAAUCCGAAGUAGAACUUAUUCCAAGACCUAAAGAUAGCAGUAAAGAGGUUUACCCUAAGAUCUCGGAUAAAGCGAUUCGUCGACGCGGUCGACCACCAAUUUUCAAAGACAAGAAUGUUGAUAUUGGCGACACAGUUUUGAAAGCGGAUUUGGAUCAGUUCUUGGAGGGGAAGGAAGUUAGCUCGUCAGGCUUGUCUAGAAAGGAUUUGGAACGGGUAAUGAUGGGAAAAUUCAAUCCAAACAGACGGUAUUCUAACGAAGCCAUGUGGGCUGCUCUAAUGGAUGUUAAAAAGGGGGGGAGUAUAUAUAGGGCAGCACAAACCCAUAAAGUACCAAGAAAAUCACUACGAAACUGGAUGAAACGUUGCCACAUCAAAUCCUCCUUCCCAAUGCCACAGCAACUAAAACAAUUCGUUGAAAACAGCAAGAAACAACGGGAGUUCAAGAUUGACAACCCCGAGCCACAGAACAUUGAAAAGAAUGACUUAGAUGCCAAUUUUGACCCUGAAAUAGAUUUUGGAAAACAUUUCUUGUUCUCGUCACACGUGUCAAGCGAGGAUGAGAGUGGUGUGCGGACGUCUACGGAAAUUGUGACCCGACAUUUUAUCGACAUGGACGGUAUACCUCUGAACGUGCACGCGAGACCGCGGCUCGUUGGCAGGCGGCCGAACGCCAUCGUUAACAUAGAGACUGAUGUGUUUCAAGAGAAAUCCUACAAGCAAUAUUCGUCCCAGCACUUACGCGACGCGCUGAUAGCUGUCAAAAAGGGGUAUAGCGUAUACGCCGCUUCAAAUAAGUACGGGGUGCCACGAAAAACAUUGAGGAAUUGGAUGGAGAAGUACGAUAUUAAGAGUCAAUUUUCUAAAGGACGCCGUGGGACGAGUAGACCGACGCAGAUCUUGGACCCACUGGAUUUAAUUUCUGAGACACGAUCAGAGAGAUACGACGAUAAUCUUUAA
Leptosia nina is the source of this 1908-nucleotide messenger RNA. Lineage: Eukaryota; Metazoa; Arthropoda; Insecta; Lepidoptera; Pieridae. The record is from the annotation of a GenBank genome assembly.